This is a messenger RNA of Meira miltonrushii, 1805 nucleotides long. RefSeq lists its product as uncharacterized. Gene Ontology annotation, molecular function: alpha-1,2-mannosyltransferase activity. Bases 225 to 1730 code for a protein of 501 amino acids. Gene Ontology annotation, biological process: GPI anchor biosynthetic process. The transcript has a single exon. The record is from RefSeq and is a predicted model, not a curated record. Gene Ontology annotation, cellular component: endoplasmic reticulum membrane. Lineage: Eukaryota; Fungi; Basidiomycota; Exobasidiomycetes; Exobasidiales; Brachybasidiaceae.
GUGAACAUGGCUGUAUUCACCAUCAAGAACCUUUCCAUAUGGUCGUCAGCAGAUGGAAUGCAUCGUAUGGCUUUCUUAUCUUCUUACGUAUCAUAAUUUCUCUCAGUCCAUCUUACAUUCACCCUGACGAAUGGUUUCAAUCUGGAGAACCGGUGAUAGGACACCUAUUGCAGGUAAACACUCUGAAGACAUGGGAAUUUCAACCUUCUUUUCCGUGCAGGUCAAUGGCAAGCAUAUAUUUGUUCAAUCUUCCUCUUGUUUUGGCGACAAAGUUACAGCUCCUUGAUCGAUCUUCUGCUGGUCAUACAUUCUUUGCGGUGCAGCGCUUCACGUUUCUCUUCUUGUCCUUCGUGCCAGAUCUAUGUAUCGCAAAGUAUAUCGGUCCAAGUCUGCGAAAGCGUCAAAAGCAAGCUGGUCUGCUGAUCUAUGCUGGCUCAGGUGCUGUUCUGGGCUUUAGUUGCCGACCUUUUUCGAACAAUGUAGAGUCGACCGUUCUAUUUCUCUGCAUCAGUCUUGUUUGGCAACUGACUUUAUUAUGCCAAGAUGCUCCUCACAAGACCAAAAGUUCGGAUAUUGCCUCCUCCGACACGUCAAACUGGCUUAUGAUAUCAGCAGCACUUGGUAUUCUGGGGGCCGUAGGGUUCUUCUCUCGAUUCACGUUUGCAAUCUUUGCAUUUCCAGUCGUUCUACAAUUUCUGCGGGUUACACAGAAGAAAGCGGCAUUACACACAAACCCUUUCUUGCAAUGGUUUCGGCUGCUUCUUCCGGGUAUCCUGGGCUUCAUCAUAACAAGUGCAGUUCAUGUCUUCUUUGAUACUUACUUUUAUUCACAAUCGCUGACGCUGGAGACGUCAGCGUCAAGAGGAAUGCAAAGAGUUCCAAUCGUUCCAUUCAAUGCUUUGAAGUACAAUUUGCAAGCUUCAAACCUCGCUGAACAUGGUAUACAUCCUCGCUGGCUUCACACUGUUGUCAAUGCUCCAAUGAUCUUAGGCCUGGUUCCCUAUCUUUCGCUUCUACUUCGCAUUCCAGAGUACCGGAACUCCUCCAACAAAGAGCGCAUGUUCAAGAGUGACUCCUACAGUCUAGAAAAGCUAUUAAUGCAAACAAGUGCCUUCUCCCUCAUCGUCUUGUCGAUUCAGGCACAUCAAGAGCCGCGAUUCUUGUUGCCAUUGAUUGCACCUGCAUCUAUACUUUGUGGAAUACAAUACGGAGCACAGAAACGUAGCAAAGUUGCAAAUAUUUGCUUUUGGACAAUAUUCUCGUUACAGUCUUUCGCAAUGAUUCUACUCUUCUGCGUUGCCCAUCAAGCCGGGAUUAUUCCCUCCAUUUUUGGGAUGAGAACAUUUCUUAAAACCGAAAUGAGCGAAGACGGUCAUAGAUUUCUCUUUUGGCGUACGUUCAUGCCUCCAAGGCAUCUUUUGUUGCCUUUCCUAUCGUCCUCAGCUGAUGAAUCUAACGUGAAAGAUCUGGCGAGCAUCUCAGCGCAAACUGCUUUGCAAAUCAUCAAGGACAAUAAAGAAACUUCGGCAACAUUCAACGCUCCUAUGUGGGCGAUAUGGCAAGAGAAGGAGGCCUUUUUGCAAAUCAACAUCACUCUCGAAAAUGCUUUGCAGUCUAGAUGGCCACAUUUGGAUCUAGAUCAUGUCCCUGAAAGCCUUCGAAUGUGGCGCUCUGGGUUUCCCUUGCGACUUUCGUUCUCAUACGCAUCAUGGUACUUGAACGAGCGGUAAAGAUUGCCUUUCCGUAAUCAUUGAAACACUGUAUAUUAAAAAGUCAUUAAAAUCAGAUAUAAAUACAAAGAGUGC